Messenger RNA from Clarias gariepinus (North African catfish), 5852 nucleotides. RefSeq names its product protein tyrosine phosphatase non-receptor type 22 (gene ptpn22). Gene Ontology annotation, molecular function: non-membrane spanning protein tyrosine phosphatase activity. Gene Ontology annotation, biological process: peptidyl-tyrosine dephosphorylation. The coding region runs from base 396 to 4094 and encodes 1232 amino acids. NCBI's taxonomy places the organism in Eukaryota, Metazoa, Chordata, Actinopteri, Siluriformes, Clariidae. Gene Ontology annotation, cellular component: nucleus; cytoplasm. The transcript has 29 exons. The record is from RefSeq and is a predicted model, not a curated record.
GAGAGAGAGAGAGAGAAAGAGAGAGAGAGAGAGAGAGCGACUAGUGUGUGAGGCAAUGUGAGAGAAGAGAACAACUUAGCAAGAGACAGGCAGAGAUGAGAACAGUGGUGGUAUUUUUAUUCUGACCACAGAAACCUGUUGACAUGCUUCCGUGACGACAGCCCAUCUAGUGCUUCUGAACUUGGGUUCCUCAAUACUUGGGCAACUUUUUAGCUGAAGGGAGUGACAAGUCAGACUGAGUAAAAGAGAAAGAAAAAGAGUAAACGUAAGAUACAGUGAAAGAAGGGGAAAGUUAAGAGAGAUAGAGAGACAGAGAUAGACAGAUUGUACAAGCCACUGGGGCUUUCAAGAACAUGUGACAUGACAAAGCGCACUGUCGGGGGACCUGCCACACCAUGGAACUCCAAGCUCAGCUCCUGAGGAGGCUUCUGGCUCAGUUUGCCAGCAAAGAGGCCACAUCGACUUGUGAAGACAGUGUCUAUGCUGUUGAGUUCCUGAAACUGAAGAGGCAGUCCACCAAAUACCGCACAGACAAGACCUACUCCACCAAGGCUGCUGAGAAGCAGGAGAAUGUGAAGAAGAACAGAUAUAAGGACAUUGUUCCAUUUGACCACAGCAGGGUGAAGCUUUCACUGAACACUUCUAAAAAUGACACGGACUACAUCAAUGCCAAUUUUAUCCGGGGAGUUUGGGGGCCAACGGAGUACAUUGCCACACAAGGCCCACUGCCAAACACAGUUCUGGACUUCUUGAGGAUGAUCUGGGAAUACAACGUGCAUGUCAUCGUCAUGGCAUGCAGGGAAUUUGAAAUGGGAAGGAAAAAGUGUGAGCGCUACUGGCCUGAAUCUAUGGUGGAAGCAUUUGUGUGUGAACCGUUUACUAUAUGCUGUGAAUCAGAAGAGAACAAGGGAGACUAUUUGAUAAGGACGCUGAAGAUUACUUUUCAUAAUUCGUCUCGUACACUGAAGCAGCUGCACUAUAUGAACUGGCCGGAUCACGGUGUACCAGACUCCAUCCCCCCCAUUCUGGAGAUGCUGCAGGACAUGCGUGUGUUUCAGGAGCAGGACGACUUGCCCAUCUGCAUCCACUGCAGUGCCGGCUGUGGAAGGACUGGGGCGCUGUGUGUCAUUGACUACACUUGGAAUCUACUGAAAAAACAAAUGAUACCAGAUUACUUCAGCAUCUAUGACCUGGUUCAGGAGAUGAGAACACAGAGACCUUCCAUAGUCCAGACUAAGGAGCAGUAUGAACUGGUGUACAGAGCAAUUAAAUUCCUGUUCGAGAAGCAUCUGCAGAUAAUGGAGUCAAACACAAAAUAUAAUGAGGUUCUAGCUGCACCUCCUCUCAUCCCCGUUGACAGUAACAGUGAGGAUUCAGAAUUCAGUGAGUCUGAGGAAGAGCCAGAGUCUGUAGAAGGGAAUAAACUCUAUCCAUUUUAUGACCCCAGGUAUUCUGAAAAGGAGGUUAAUACUGACUUUUCCAAUCAUUUUGCACCAAGUGCAGCCUCUCAGCUACUUCUGCCAUCUCAUUCUCGACCUCCAAGUCCACCAGGCAUCAAACGCACACCAGCAGUUAUUCUCAAUGACAUGAAAUGCUGGGCCAUGUCUAAAAUUUCCCCAAGGGCUACUGCCACAUCAAGUCAACUGCAGAACACAGGUCUUGGACAUCCCAAGUCACAAAUUCAGGAGCCUCUGCCACUGCAGCCAACAGAUCUUGGAUACCAAAAUUCUCAGAUCCACAAACCACCUCCACCCCAGACAACCAUUACUGGAUACCAAAUGUCUCAAACCCAUGAACUUCUGUCCCAGCAUCCAGCUGAUCUUGGAUACCAAAAAUCCCAGAUCCUCAUACCUCCUCCACUGCAGACAACUGUUACUGGAUACCAAAUGUCUCAAACCCAUGAACUUCUGCCCCAGCAUCCCGCAGAUCUUGGUUACCAAAUGUUCCAGACACUUGAACCUCCUUCACCGCAGCCAACAGAUCUUGGAAACGACCGAAAGUCCCAGAUAGUCAGACCUCCUCCACUGCUUCCAACAGAUUUUGGAAGCCGAAAGUCUCAGAUACUCGGACCUCCCCCAAACCCUCCAACAGAUCUUGGGAACCGAAAGUCCCAGCUCCUUGGACCUCCUCCACCGCCUCCAACAGAUCUUGGGAACAGAAAGUCACAGAUACUUGGACCUCCUCCACUGCUUCCAACAGAUCUUGGGAACCGAAAGUCUCAGAUACUCGGACCUCCUCCACCACCUCCAACAGACCUUGGAAACCGAAGGUCUCAGAUACUCGGACCUCCCCCACCGCCACCAACAAAUCUGGGAAACCAAAAGCACCAGAUACUGAAACCUCCUCGACCUCAGAAAACAGAUCUUGGAUACCAAAAUGCUCAGACACCCGAACCUUUUCCAGUUCAGGAAUCAAAUCUUGGAUACCAGAAAUCACAGAUACUUGAACCUCCUUUUCUGCACACUCAGAUACUUGAACCAUCACCAGUUCAGCAAACAAACACUGUACAGCUAAAGUCUCCGAUACCUAAACCUCCUCGAUCUCAGAAAGCAGAUCUUGGAUGCCAUAAACCACAAAUACCUGAAAGUGCUACAACAAAUCAAAACCAAGAAACAGACAUUUGGAAAUCCAAUAAUCCUUUUAGUCCAACACCAGUACCGGAGACCAGCCCACAUCAGACACACACGACAGAAACAAACAAUAAUGGUGCUCUUCUGCAGACUCCCUCCAUUUGUCUUACUGUGGAGGAUCCAUAUUUUGGCCCAGAAUCUCCUUUAUCUACUAGGUCUCCAGAGUGUAAAGAAGCAUUACCCAUCCUCACUGCCAACUCCUGUUUCCCUGAACCUACUUUGGCUAUUAAAACUCAGAGCACUGAAUUGCUAAUGCAGGACAAAAUUAAAGAGACCUCACCUGUGUCUGAUGAGGAUAGCCCUCCUCCACUCCCAGAGAGAACCCCAGAAUCCUUCAUGUUGGCUGAUGAAGGAUCUCCACAAAUUCUCACUCCUACUCUUCUUACAUGCACAAACGAUUCGUCUCUGUUGACUGAUACAAAUAUGGCCGAUAUGGGUGAUGUGGAAGGUAAUGGAGAUGUUGACACGGGCAAUACAGGCAAUACAGAGAAUACGGGCAUGGACCACAGCUUGACAUUGGUCAUCCCACCUGAUAAUUCAAGCAGUGGAGAAAACCCACCUUCUCCUGCACCACCUUUGCCAGAAAGAACUCCAGAAUCUUAUGAAAUGGCUAAUGAUGAAGAUUUAUUACAGAAUGCGGUACAAGAAAAGCCCCAGGAGACUGUGCUCAGGGUCGGCAAAUCAUCUGAAUGGUCUGGGAAUUCUAACUUGGAUACACCAGACUUUAUGAGGUCCUGGUCCAGGAGCAAGAGUUUAAAAGCUAGGCUGUCACUUAAUGUUCCAACAUCCAGUUGGAACAUCCAGUCGUUUUCUCCAAUUCCCAUGCCCUUACAAGAACCUCAAAAAAGUCUCACUCCGCCUCUCCCUGAGCGCACACUUGAAUCGUUUCUGAUGGAUGCUUCAGAGACACCAGCACUUCUAACUCCUCCACUUCCUACCAGAACCCUAGAAUCUUUUAUCAUAGAGACAGAAGAAGAACUGAGCGACAGCGCCCCCUGUCAGUCCGAACCAGUCGAGCAAAGGGACAGAUUGGGUGUUUCGUCUGAGUGGGCAGGAAACUCUCAGCCCAGGACAUUCCUAGACGUGAUGACCAGAAGCAGGAGUGUUAAAGUGAAAAGUUCAAAACAAGAGGGUUUAUCUGUGGCUCCUCAGCCUGAUCCCAAUAGUGGGGCUACAGCAGAGCCUGAAUUACCUAGAGCAGAGGACCAGACAUCAAUGGACAGUAGACGUCCUGCGAUGUUGCAGCCUGAGAAGACAGCACUCCCCAAAAAGUCCAGGACAAAGAGUUUGAAAUUGUGGAAAGGAAAACCGAAAACGAAAGAAGCUCCUGCGCCUGGUUCUGCUCCCCAAAACCAUGGCGCUACUUCAGGCUUCAUAUUUAGUAAGAAAUUCUCCAUCUUUAACUUUGGAACACGUUUUGGGAAACCCAAAGGACCAAGGAAUCAGCCUGAAACCUGGGUGUAAACCGGAAUCGGUGGGUCAUGAAGGAACUGCCUGCCUGCAUCAGGUUCCUAUUUGAUGGGAAAAAACGAGAAAAAAAAAAGAGACUGACAUACUGUAGACGAAGACAAAGGAAUGAAUGAUAUUCCUUAAGCACUGAAGCUCACUGGUUACAAAUGAUAAUAAAAUUGACAGUUUGGUCAGAAGCGUCCUGAAAGAAAAAACAAGAUUCAAAGUUAUUGUUUCCUAUAUAGUGUUUCAGCUGCUUCCCCAAACUUAAGUACAAGCUCAAGCAGAAGUACAGAAGGCCAGGGGAUACAUCAGCUCAUAGGAGUUGUUUUAACAAUAAUAAAAAGUCACGUGACACACAUUCUGUUUGUCCUGCCGUCGGUGUUUGUUUUGGCUGCUGGUGUGUGUAGUCAGUGUGGGCGUGUCAGCCGCGUGUCACAGACGUUACUCAACAUAUGUAACAGUGGGCGGCGUCAUCAUUCUCAACAACUUCCAUGUCAUACCGUAAGGUAAUAAUUAUAAUCAUUUGAUCAGCAGAUCAUCAUUAGGUUGAUAUGUGGGCGGAGCUGCGGUAAACCUCUAGUUAGCAGGUGGCCAAAUUCACACUUCAGUUUCUGCACACCAGUGUGGUUGGUUAGGCAACGCAAUGCCUUGCAGAAAUGUAGUGAAGUACAGAUACAUGGAAUAUGUACUUAUGUACAGUAAUGAAGUACAUGUUCUCCGUUACCUCCCACCUCUGCCUGUGUGGCCAGCUGAAACCUAUAAAUCACUGCAGUUUAAAGGCUAAUCGAGUAUCUGCUUUUAUAAAUAAAUUAAGCGGCCAGUUGUGGCAUUUUAGAUUACGUUUAAAAGUGAGAAAGAUAGAAAGAUGAGAAUUUGAUCUCGUAGCCUCAAUGUAUGCAUUCAUGGUCUGUAUAGAAUUUUUUCCUUUUUUAUGUUACUCCAUAUUGUUUUGAGUUUUUAUUCAAGUAAUGUCAAAUAGCUUUCUCAUUUUAUUUUAUUUUUAUAUAUGUUGCUGUUAGGGAAAAGAAAAAAAAAUAGAUUUUUUUACUACUGAUGGAUCCUCUUUUGUUAGACGAUCAGGAUUAACCAAAGGACCGCUCCAUCGUUUUGUAUCAUGUUUGCUUCUGGUAUGUCGGUCAUUUGCACUAUAACUUUAUAAAAGUUCAGUAUAUUUAUACACAAGAAGGUCGCAGUAGUGUGUACUCUCUCAGUGGCUACUAGGUUUGAAGGUAAUAUGAGCUGCAAAGACAAACUAUCAGCUGAUGUCUGUAUGAGCAUCCACUCAAUAUGUAUUGUAUUUUAUUCACAUACUCUUUUUGCACAUGUAUAUGAAAAUUACAGGUGGAAGGGGAUGAAUUAUUUAAAGUAAUAAUUUAAUGCAGGUAGUAAUUUAAACAGGAGUGUCAAAGUGUUAUGCUAUCAUGUUAAUUAAAAUGAUCAAUUACAGUGUACAAAUACAUUUUGCCUGAAAGUAUUAUACUUUGAUUAAGACGUUUUAUGAGUCAAGAUAAAAUAUGUCAGGAAUUAUUUUUUACAAAUUGUUUUGGAUCUUAAUAUAAAUGUAUGUAGAUUAUCAGUAAUGUCAUGGUCGCACAAUAUCAUGGUCCGUAUGCUUUUAUACAGGCAUAUCUUCACAUCCUCAGGGGAAAGUAUUUACUUACUCUGGAUAAUGCAAUAACAAUGUUAUCAUCAAUGGUCAAAAACGUUUUGCUUCAGUGGCCCUAGCUUACCCAGUUUUGGAAACAAAAUGUCAAUCCAAAAAAAAAAAUA